Molecule: messenger RNA, 2229 nt
Organism: Haemonchus placei
Lineage: Eukaryota; Metazoa; Nematoda; Chromadorea; Rhabditida; Trichostrongylidae
Source: the annotation of a GenBank genome assembly
CAUAUGGCUAGAUUUGCGUCAGGAUCGGUGGUUGCUUCUUGUGGUGCUAGCGCUGUUUUGAGCACUUGUGUAUAUCGAAAGUCAUCUGGAGACCAUCAACCAGGUCAAGACUUCGUACCAUUACUGGUUGACUUCAAACAAAGUGCUGCAGCGGUAGGCAAAAUCCCAACCAACUACUUACGUCGAGAACUCGGUCAGACAGAUGCGGAUAUACUUGCGUCCCGGGUCAUCGACCGUUCCCUUCGUCCUCUGUUUCCCACUGGCUGGGUGAAUGAGACACAGAUAGUGGUGAAGCCUCUGUCGGUCGACGAUGAUGGCGAUGUUGUGUUGCUUGGUUUAAAUGCUGCCUCUUCUUCGCUUCACCUUUCAGCUGUCCCCUGGCUCGGUCCUGUGGCUGCAGUUCGUGUAGCCCUCAUUGAUGACAAGCUUGUCCUCAAUCCAAGCCGGUCAGCAAUGAAGGGUUCAUCUAUGGAUUUGCUGAUAGCAGGUUGUGGUGAGCGAAGGACGGUAAUGAUUGAAAUGGAUGGAAAUGAAAUACCUGCUGAACAAUUGGAAACUGCUAUGGAUGAAGGUUUGGGUGCCAUUGAUAAGGUCCUAUCUGCUAUGAAUGAUCUCCAAUCUGCCGCUGGCAAAGAAAAAGCCGAGUUCUCCUGUUCCACUUUUCCACCUGAUCUUGAGCAUGAGGUGCGGGAACUGUGUGAGGAACGUUUAUACUACAUUCUAACAGAUCCAUCACACGACAAAAUCUCACGUGACGAAGCUAUCUCCGUCUGUCUUUCCCGUCUUCUAUUCAUUAUUAUGCGUCAAGUAUAUAGACUUAUUUUUGUUGCAGGAAGUUGGAAAAGAUCUGGGGACCACUCGAUCGAUUUCAGCGUGUUGAUACUCGAAAACAAUAUGCGAUGUGAUGGUCGUAAUCUGACCGAUGUACGACCUAUAACUAUUACCGUUGACUUAUACAAGCGGUUACAUGGCUCAUCAUUGUUUCAAAGGGGUCAAACCCAGGUGAUGUCUACGGUUACCUUUGACAGCCCAGCAGCUGCAUUCCAUUCGGAUUCAAUAUCACAGAUUCUUGGUGGGCAGCGGAAGAAAAUGUUCAUGCUCCAUUACGAGUUUCCCAGUUAUGCAACUAAUGAGAUUGCGACUUCCCGAGGGUCCAACAGAAGAGAGUUGGGGCAUGGAGCUCUAGCUGAGAAAGCGCUCAAACAUGUAGUCCCUAAGGAAUUCCCAUACAGUAUACGUCUUGCUUGCCAGGCAGGUUAUGCUGUAUUGGAAUCUAACGGAUCUUCCUCUAUGGCAUCUGUUUGCGGUGGGAGUCUUGCAUUGCUAGAUGCGGGAGUACCUAUAACAUCGUCAGUUGCUGGAGUAGCUGUAGGGCUAAUCACCGAUAAGGAAAAUGAAAAACCUCACAAAGUACUGACUGAUAUCUUGGGUAUUGAAGACUAUGCAGGGGAUAUGGACUUCAAAAUUGCUGGUUCAUCACGAGGAUUCACUGCAAUGCAAUUAGAUGUCAAGGUCCCCGGUUUAACCCGGGAACAACUCACUGAAGCUUUGGUGAGCGCUAAAGGAGGAAUCGAUCAUGUACUUCAGAAGAUGGCAGUAAUUCGUGAUAAACCACGAGAAGAAUUCAAACCUUCAGUACCAGUACUUGAAUCUAUGCGGUUAGAUGCAUACAAAAGACAGACGUUGUUCCGUUCUGGUGGUAUGCAUGCAAAGACCGUUGAAGCGGAGACCGGUGUCAAGAUCUCUCAUGAAGACGAUGCUCAUAUCAGCUUAUUUGCUCCAAACAAGCAACGUCUCGAAGAUGCCAAAACACUCAUUGCGAAGUUACUUUCCGAGACUGACGAGCCAAUGUUCGCCUUUGGUCAGAUGGUACCGGCUGAAGUAGUUGAGCUACAGGAACGAGGUGCUCUACUACAAUUAGCCGGUGUAGGUCGGCCUGUAUUCGUGCCCAAUUCUCAACUACACGCUCUACCUAUUCGUCACUCAUCCGCUAGCGGGCUUCAGGUACACUCAUUUUCUAGGUUUCGGUUUCACCGUCUUCCGAUGUGUAAUGGCGAUCUAUAUUUGUCUAAUGGGAAGGUAUUCAGAGUGAUUAAUUCGAAUAAAUUGAUGGUCGGUCAGAAGACAACGGUGCAGUGGUUGGGACGUGACGCUACAACGGGUCAAAUACGACUUUCACGAAAAACCGUGACGUCAGUGGAUAUACCAGUUAGGACUCCUAAGAAGUAA